GGUCCGGGUUAUGUUCCCAAACAUCUCGAGCCGUCAACCUGCAUAGUCAUGAUCGUGUACCUAGGGCUGAGCCUGCACCGGGCACGACCACCGCAACGUUUAUAAGUGACUCCGAACUAGUAGUUCAUUUGAUGUAUAGCUGAAUAGUGUCAGUGGCUUUGCGGUUCUUAGUUUAGUUUAGUUCUCUCUCGUCUUUCUUCUUCCUCUUCCUCUCCUCGCUUCCCCCUCCUCCCCCUCCUCUAUCUCCUCUCUCCUCUAGUAAGGAAAUGGUGGAUACUCAAACUGGCAUAGAAGCAGCUCAGGCUGGCAUUGAUCUCAUGAACAGCAACAAAUUCACUGAGGCUGAAGAGAUGCUAAAACCAUGGAUCCACAGAAGCAUGUACCACAGUCUUGCCAACUCUACCAUACUAUUCCUGCAGGCAGUUUUCAGCAUGGAGCAGGAUGCAAUAGAGAAGGCACUACAAGCAUUGAAUGGUACAGUGGCCCUCUGCAACAGUCAUAGGAAGACACAGGGUGUGGUGGAGAUGGUCUCAUCCUGGGUAUUUGGUUCCAGAAUGGAAACAUACACACCUGCCGAGGUACAAGCGGAGGUUCUGUUUGCAGAGAGCAAUCUCCUACUCUCUAUCAUCACCUUUCUUCAGGACGAGGGUUUCGUAAGCUUCGUGAGAGGUGGUCUAAGGAUAAGAAGCUCCUACUCGCUCUACAAACAGCUGUAUCAGUGGCUGGAGACUUGCGAGGAGGAAGGGGUGGAAAUGGAACCAAAUUCUGCAGCUGGAAUCAGAAUGGGAAUGGGCACAUUCAACCUGUUUCUCUCCGUCCUGCCGGCGAAGGUGAUGAAGCUACUGGAGUUCAUCGGGUUCUCUGGAGAGCGGGAAAAAGGUCUGCAGCAACUGGAGGCAGCUGCCCUCAGCCCCACAUUCAGGGGCUCUCUCUCCACCUCCUUUCUCCUCGCCUACUACACCGUUGCAGCCGUCAUUCUCGGGAUUGGCGAUAUGAACACUGAACGCUGUGAGAAACUUCUUCAAGUACAGCUUUUGAAAUACCCAGAGUCAGCUCAGUAUCUCUACUUUAAAGGCAGAAUAGAGCUGAUGAAAGGAAAUAUUAAUGGGGCCAUCGCGUCGUUCCAGAAGGUGCAGGAGCUACCGGUGGAUUGGACUCAAAUCCGCCAUCUUUGCUGGUGGGAAAUAAUGUGGUGUCACUGGCUCAAAUGCGAUUGGUUGGAGGCGUCUUCGUACGCAGAGCAACUCUAUCUCCACAGCCGUUGGUCAAAGUCCACGUUCUUGUACCAGAGAGUGAGCUCGCUGCUGAUGCUUCAACCCGCCGCAGACAGAGCACACCUUCUCGAUAGAGACCCCGGGGAAAAAAUUGCUCCAAACGUCAACGUCACUUGUGGAGAAGUGUUAGAGAUGAUGAGAAUGAUUCCAGUUCACAAGCAGAGAAUUGCAGGAAAGUCUUUGCCAAUUGAGAAGUUUGCUGUUGCGAAAUCGGAGCGCUACGUGAGUCAGAGAGGCUAUCUUCCCAUCGCAGCUCUGGAAAUCCUUUACCUGUGGAACGGAUUCCGGAUCUUGGAACGGAACGAAGACCUCCUGCGGAGGAUGUUGGUCCACGUGUGGGAAGAACUGAUGUUUGUUGAGAGCAGUCGUGGGAACAACGAAUGCUACACGGAUGACUGGUGCGUGGUGACACUCGUACAAGGGGUUUGCUUUCGAGCCCAGAAAAGGACAGAUGAAGCACAUCGCUGCUUUGACUCGAUUCUUGAGAGGUCAAGCCUGAUCGCUCAUGAUCACUAUGUUCUAGCCGUGGCCAGUAUGGAGCUGGGGCUGCUCUACCUUGACCAAGGGAUGCUGGAUCACGCAGAGCGACAGCUUCUCUCUGCCAAGAAUGACUACAAAGGUUACCACUCAGAGAGCAGAAUUAAUUUCAAAAUCCACGCUGGACUUACACAAAUAGUAAAAACCAAAACCCCUUUAUGCUGAUUUUAGAAAUAUUUUUCCCAUUUCAUAUACUUUUUGUAUACACACACUAGCCGGCAUUCCACAAUGAAACGCGAUCUCCAGUUAUGAAUUCUGUAACAUGAUCUAUCACAGAAUGAAUUUCAGAAAACCUCAACAGACUGACCGCAUUUUUAUUGCCGGAAGUCGAGCGUCUCCACUUCCGUAAGGUUGCGUAUUUACGGAACGCGCGCGUCUGCUUGAGCAGGAGGCUGUCAGUGUUUAUGUUUGAGCUGCAAGCUGGAAUAAAAGGCUAGGAAAAGGGAAAACUGAAUUAGUAAAGCAAAAGAGAAGGGAAGCCCAGAAUACAGAGCAGCGAAAUAGAGAAAGAUGGACGUUUCGUGUUGGCUACUUUCACUGCUGACAUUGAUAGUUGCUGUGCAGUGCAGGGCUCUGGCUCUUCCAGUCACCAACCACGAAGAAUCACACUCGCAGUACAAAAGAACUCCCUCCUCCUUCUCUUCCUCCUCCUCGGCCUCGUCUUCCGUACCCGCCGUUGCUUCGACCGGCUCCAACUCUCAACUCUGCCAGUUCUCCCAAGGAUCAUGCCACUUUUACUCCCACUGCAUAGAGUCAAACUUCCACUGCGGACCGACCGGGUUCACCCAAGCCUACGCCAAGUCCCGCUGCGAGAUAAUCGACCAACUGCGCAACGUGGACGACGAAUCGUGCGAACACUGCAUCGGGAACAGAGCAAUCUACGAGUGGGCCGUCCACCAGGAUUCGUGCCUCAAACAGAAACUCCAGAGCCUUGUGGAGAGAGACUACGCGACCGAGCACUCUGACCCUCCGACCUGUCUCGAACUGGAGAAAGAUGGUCUCAAGCUGAUGGAAGAAUGCUCCAGGGAACAAUCUGGCGAUUUCUGUUCGUCUCUUGCCGGCAGCAAUCAUGGAGCCAUCCAGCGAGACAUUGAGAAGAUCGCCCGUCAUAUGAGAAUAAACGCUUACUACGCAACGCAAGUGGAGCGUAUGCUGAAUAACCUGAUUCUGAACUGCGGCCAGGAAGACCACAUUGCGACCAUUGCCAACUCUGUCCUCUCCGAAGGUUUCCACUCCCAGCGACUCGUCUUCUGCACAGUCAUUUUGUCCUACUUGACCGAAAUCAUCAACAGCACCUAUGCCAUGCGGAUGGUCGCUCAGCACCUCGACAGACCCGAAGAUCAGUUCAGAGUCUCGGGCUACGACGAGUCACGGAGGUGCGUCUCAAACUAUCGCUACCCCGCGGAGAUCACUCCCGCAGCAAACGACAAAUUGCUGUUUGUGACUUGGAGCCCAGAGCCUAAUGAUGACCUCGUCGAAACAAUACAGGGAACGGGUAGAGGAUACGUGGAGCAAGACACCACAGAAGACGAUAGUCACAUUGAUAUCUUCUUCUACCGGUACACCCCGCUGCAGUCGUCAGAAGAUUUCCCCGAGUGUGGGGACGGCAUGCGACAGGCGGGCGAGAUCUGUGACAUGGGCGUGGGUAACAUCGAGGCGGAUCCAGACAACGAAGACACGAUGGGCUGCAGUCUCACCUGUGUUCCGGUCCACACGAGGGUCGAGUGCAGCACGGGCCAGUUUGCCACCUCGGAGUGUUGGUUGGUGGUGUGCGGGGACGGAGUUCGCAGUGCGAGUGAGGAGUGUGACGUCGGAAGCGACGCAGCAGGCAGCGGGUGCUCUUCCUGCAGUAGAGACCCCGAGUAUACCUGCACCACCACGUACAACUCCACAUCAGUCUGUACCCACGUGUCGACAACAACGCAGACCACGCUGUACCCGCCUGCCACCACCUCACCUCCCUCCAAACUCCCCACCUCCACAUCCUCAUCGGUCUCCCACCACUCCCUGUCCUCCACCUCGUCCUCCGCUGCCCCUCCCCACUCCCCACGCUCCCCGAUCUCACCACAUCUCACCAAUCCUCCCACGGUCGGCCAACUCCACUCAUCGUCCCAAGCUUCAACACACCUCCGCUGGAGAAACAUGGCAUUUCAGUGCCUAGUAAGUAUACUAUUAUCAUGGACUGCUGUGCAUUUGCUCAUCGCCAGAUGAUACUCAGUUUUAUGUCUGUUCGAAAUUGUCGUCUUGUGUCUAUGUUUACAAUUCAUCUGUCAACCGAUAUCAAAUUAACAGGUCCAGAUUUUCACUUCAUCAUCCAAAUUUUAUUAGCAAUAAUAUUAUAUCACUAUAAUUAUAUUAUCGUCUGAAACCGAAAACGAGAGGCUAUUUUGUGUAUUGUGAGACAAUAAAAACAGAUCUAAUUUUCUGUGACUAAACCCGAAUUUAUUAUGACUUGUAUAUGUCUCCGAUUUUUAAGUCAGUGAAAAAUCAAACUUUUCCCCAUUCAUUAUCCCAUUCACUUCUUCAUUGGCACAAUCAUCCAUUCUUCUCCCGUCUCCUCCAUUACAUAUAUAUAUAUUUUACGUCUGUACGGCACUACUGUUGAAGUAGAGGACUUUCUGGUGCUCUCGACUUUUCUAGCUCAAAAAACUGGAGACCCUAUACCUUUAUGGACCAAUCACUCUAGCUUUUACGUCUCUCUCCCUCCCACUCUCUCUAACUUGUAUCUCCCCUCUUUC
Molecule: messenger RNA, 4549 nt
Organism: Geodia barretti
Lineage: Eukaryota; Metazoa; Porifera; Demospongiae; Tetractinellida; Geodiidae
Source: the annotation of a GenBank genome assembly